AUGGUUUUUGGAGUGAUGGAUUUAAGUUCUCUGUUUACAGAACAACUCUCCCUGCGUUGUAAGAGGGAUUGCGUUUUGUUUGAAUCUGGUAUAUAUGGUGCUUUAAGUUUAUGUGAGUUUGAAAGGAGGCUGGAAAAAAAGGUGCUUGAGCUUGAUGACUUGGAUGAGGCUGGCUAUUGGAAACGUGGGGGACUUUGUUUCGAUUCCUCCAAGAAUGUUUACAAGGCAGUGUUGAUUAUGUAUAAAAACCAAGAUCAUAGUGUUGAGUUUGUUAUAGUUGCUAGUCUUGAAGACAAACAAUGGAGGCAACUCGAAUUCCCUUAUGAUAUCCCCUCAAUGAGUGAAGGGAUUACAAUGUUGGGACGACUUCACUAUAGGGUAUGGGGCAAUGAUGGAAGCAAAUUAAUUUAUUUUGAUCCCAUCUCUGAAAAGUUCCAUAUGUUUCCUGUCCCUGAGCCUAAGUCUAAUCAAGAAGAAAUUGUUAUAGUUGGUUUAGGAGUUUUAAAUGAAUGUCUUUGUAUCAUGACUUGUUUGGAACAUGAAAAAAGUGUUGAGAUAUUGGUCAUGAAGGAAUACGGAGUAAAGGAAUCAUGGACAUCAUUAUUUUCCAUAAGGAAUUCAGUAGUAAAGGAAUCAAUAUCAGACAUAAAUUAUCCUUAUGGAUUUGUAAUAUUGCUCUUUUUCGUGACAGAGAAUGGUGAAUUAGUUUUGAUAUAUGACUAUUGUGGCAAAGAUGUUGCUGUAUAUAAUCCUAAGAAUGAUAAUAUGAGAGAAAUUCUCGAGGAAAAGACAAGAUUUAUACUUGGCGCCAUCGUUACCUAUGUGGAAAGCUUGAUCUCGCCAGUGGAAUACUCCUGGAGUGAGGAACGACACAGAAUGAUUGAAAAUAAAUGGCUUUUGGAUUAA
Lycium barbarum (goji berry) is the source of this 906-nucleotide messenger RNA. Its product is annotated as F-box protein CPR1-like. Lineage: Eukaryota; Viridiplantae; Streptophyta; Magnoliopsida; Solanales; Solanaceae. The transcript has 3 exons. The coding region runs from base 1 to 906 and encodes 301 amino acids. The record is from RefSeq and is a predicted model, not a curated record.